Messenger RNA from Aspergillus welwitschiae, 1896 nucleotides. Its product is annotated as translation initiation factor eIF-2B gamma subunit family protein. Gene Ontology annotation, biological process: cytoplasmic translational initiation. The record is from RefSeq and is a predicted model, not a curated record. Lineage: Eukaryota; Fungi; Ascomycota; Eurotiomycetes; Eurotiales; Aspergillaceae. Gene Ontology annotation, cellular component: eukaryotic translation initiation factor 2B complex; guanyl-nucleotide exchange factor complex. The transcript is spliced from 7 exons. Bases 201 to 1778 code for a protein of 525 amino acids. Gene Ontology annotation, molecular function: translation initiation factor activity; guanyl-nucleotide exchange factor activity.
AAGGCAUUUGACAAUCAUUGCAAGAUUGCAUCAUUCAGUCGCUCCUUUGCAUUGUCUGAUAAUCUUUGAGGAUUACUUCAAGAGGCUUAUAUCGGGCCCCUGCAGCUUCAAGGGCUCCCAAUUCCUUGUCCUCUACCCCCACCACCAUUGUCCGCGGGGUUCUGUCAUAGUCAUUCACAAAAUCGGAAUCGCAAAUCAACAUGGUGCAUGCCACGCCAGUCCCGAGCAGUGGCUUCCAAGCCUUGAUCCUCUGUGGUCCUGGCGAGAGUCUGAACACUAUCUCCUCCAACCCCGAAGAAAAUCCAAAAUGCUUAAUCCCUAUCGCUCUUAGGCCUAUGGUAUACUACCCGCUGGAUUGGUGCAAGCGCGCAGGAAUAAAUGAUAUCGUCCUGAUCACACCUCCCUCCGCUCUGGCUCCCCUCAAGGCCGCUCUACAACAAAACCCCUACCUCACGUCACUCUCUUCGCCCUCCCCCACGAUAAUCGCCCCGAAGGACCUCAAGAUGACGACAGGAACCGCGGAACUACUACGCCUACCAGAAGUACAAGCUUGCAUCCAAUCCAAUUUCUUGCUCCUGAGUUGCGAUCUGCUAUGCGAUAUCCCUGGCGAGCAUUUGCUUGAGGCAUGGCUCGCCUCACAGAGUGAAUUGGGCCCCGCUGCUCAAGGAGGUCUGUCUGUGUUCUAUCCCGCAAAAGGCAUUCAAGACGAGAUCAAGAAAGAGCCUACAGAUUUUGUGGCAAUAACUUCUCUCGACCAGGAUGAGGUCCCUUCUGUCUCGCGUCACGAGCUCUCAAAGCUGGUUCUGUCAAUGCCCAUGGAUACCUUGAAAGAGCAGAUAGAGAAUGAUAAGGGACUCCUACUCCGUCACACCCUGGUGGAGAAGCAUGCCUCGGUCAAGAUGCUGACCAGCUACCGCGAUGCGCACUUGUACAUUCUGCCUAAGUGGGUUCGAUCGCUUGCACAGCACCAGGAGCGCUUCGAGUCCGUAAGUGAAGACUUGAUCGGCUACUGGGCGAAAGCGGGGUGGCAGCGUGGACUGAGCGCCAAGCUCGGCAUUGAUGAGAUCCUGGGCGGACAGAAGGAGGCUCAAGAUGAUCAUGGAAGCAACGACGGCGACUCUUUGGAGGAGGAAAUCGAUCUUCGCAGCAUGACCACCACCCACGCUCAGGGUUCCGAGGCCCGCAGCACGAAAUCUAGUCAAUCCUCAGUGGAGGUGCCGCCCAUCCUCGCAUACACGACCAAGCCGUCCAAGCAACUCAUUCGGCGCGUGGACAGUGCCGCCCUGGUGUUGGCCAUGUCCCUGCGUCUUGCCAAGCUCGAGUCAGUUGAAGAGGUCGGCCGUGCUGCUGCCUCACCAUUUAGCCAUGCCGCGAAGAUUGCUACUCCGGAGGCAGUCGCGUCGAAAUCUAUUGUCACGAAGGGCGAUUGCUUGCUGGGAUCUAAUGUGACGGUCGAGGAAAAGUGUGUCAUCAAGGAGUCUUGUAUUUCUGCCAACGCCAAGAUCUGCAGCGGCGCGCGCCUUACGAGGUGUGUGAUCAUGGACAACGCAGUCAUCGGACCGAAGUGUGUCCUUACAGGAUGUAUCGUCGGAAGAUACAGUCAGGUCGGAAAAGAGUCCGUACUCAAGGACUGUGAAAUCCAAGAUGGCGUCGUGGUUGAGGAAGAAACCGAUGCUAAGAAUGAGCAGUUCAUGAGCUUCGAAGGACUCGACGACGACGAUGAGGAUGGUAUGGAUAUUGAUGGCGAUGGUGAUAGCGGUGAUGAUGCGGGGUUCUAGAUUAGAUGGACUGUAUUCUCAAUAAGUAAAUACUUAUCAGCAUAGUAUAUAUGAUCCCACUGCAUUAUUGUGUUCAAUCAAAGAGACAGAGCUUCGACGCGGGCUGGUCUGCAGGUGG